AUGAGCACCAAGACAAAGAUGCUCGCAAGAGAGAAUGGGAGCAUUGGAGAAAGGAUUUAUGUUCCAGAAAAUUUGCUGGCAUCAGUCACAGCGACAGACGACCAGGGCCACUGCAACCGUCAAAGCUACUCUUCAAGCGAGGAGGAUUCUCCAGUGGGCGAGAUUCAUGUUGCCAAGAAGAGAGCGUCAACUAUAAGCUGGUCGGAGCAUGGAGGAUAUCAGGCCACGACACGACAUGGUCAUCUGAGCCGGGUAUUCACUAUUGAAGAAGGACAGGAAGACGUAUGUAUCUCUGAAUACAGCAAGACGAAUGACGACCCGUCCACUCCCUCGUCCGGAUCGAUCUCUCGAGAAUACCCUGUUGACGUUUCGUACAAUGCAGCGUCAUCGCAGGAGCAUCAGGGCUGUCAGUAUACUCACGCGUCUUUUCAUCCACGGACACACAACAGAUUUAGCUAUCGGAAUUCGUUGCCGGUAGGCCAAGCCUUACGGAGCACGCCGCGUGACAUACGAAAAGGCAGCGUCCGGAGUCUGUAUAACAGGGCCGCCCUCGUGAAGAUCAAGCAUCAGCGAAGAUACUGGCGUCGGCUGUUGUUCGAAAGAAAACAGUCUUCCAGGGCGGCUGGGCGAUUGUCAUUGGCCUCCUCGUGUUGUAAGUCUUCAUCAGAUGCGAAAAAAGUGCGAUUCAAUGAGCCAAAUGACUCACAGGCGGACGACGAUAGCUAUUCCUAUACGCCCCUCCUGAUCACAUUCGAGGACACUUUCCCUGGACCAGAGUUCUUCCAUCAGCGUCGGAUUGCUCCACAUCCCACGGACACCGCGCUCCUGAUCCCCUGCUACAGAUCGGCCACCAUCAUCGGUCGAACGCUCGAGGCCGCGCUGCAAAUCUUUCCGGCGUCGCAUAUCUACGUCAUUGCCAAUGGGAACUCGUCCCAGCCGCUGGACAACACUGAAGAGAUUUGCCGCAGCUACGGGGUCAAUCACAUAUGGUCACCCGUCGGGUCAAAGAUCAUUGCCAUAUUCAUCGGUUGCUACGCGGUCAAAGACUUUCAGAACGUCCUCUUGAUCGACGACGAUUGUAUCCUCCCGCCCAACUUUCCCGUGGUCGUGUCCCGGCUCAACGAGGAAGUCCGCUGCAUCGGCUAUACGAUCAAAUCCGUUGGGCCCGAUUCCUCGCGCGGAUCGUAUUGCCAGCAAGCACAAGACCUGGAGUACAAACUGUCCGGCCUGACCCGGUGUUUCGCCGGGCGGAUUGGCAGCGCCACAUUCCCUCACGGAGCCAUCUCGCUGUGGGAACGGACGUUUCUGAAGCGGACGCUCCACAAUCAUCCCGGCUUUUCGAUUAGCGAGGACUGGUUCCUUGGUGAUAGCUGCCGGCGCUUAGGGGGCCGAAUCCAGAUGUGUAGCGCCGUCUUUGUGGAGACCACGACGCCCGCCUCGGUGCUGUUUGGCGAGAUCAACGAAGCUCGAGGCGGAUUCGGCGAGCCCACGGUCUUCAGGCAGCGGUUCCUCCGGUGGAACUUCUUUGUCGCCAAUGGGUUGUGGUAUAACCUCUCCUACCUCUUCACAUCGUGGAAGUUGGGCCGGUGGGAAUUCGCGACAAAGCUCUUGGUCAUUCAAGAGGUACGCACUUCCGAUCUGUACUCGGUGGGUGACUCGGUACUGACGGGACAGAUAUACGAGACACUUCUGUACAUCCUCACUCCAUUUACGCUCCCAAUAUCGUUCAUUGUACGACCGGAAUUCUGUACUGUUCUCCUCAUGUCGACAUUGGGGCUCUAUCUACUUCACGUCAUUAUAUUCAACGAGGUUCAUUUGCGUCUGAAGAACGAGAGGAUUGGCUGGAAGGUUGUCCUGGGGUACUAUAUGCCAUACAAGCUUCUCAUGACCUUCACCAACGUCGCCAGCUGCUACUGGUCGCUGGUCAAAUAUGCCCGAUAUUUCGCCCGACGACACCCGAAGCUGAUCGAGGACCACAAGGCAGUUGGAAUGGUGUUGAAAUUGGAAGACAUGACGGGCCGCAUGGGGGGAAUCCCCGAGGGCCAGGGCCUGAGAAGGAGUAUGACCGUGCGCACUGUUGACGUCGAUGCGGCUGUAAAUAAUCGAGAUUUCCUCAUUGCCGAGCUGCCGGCAGAGAGAUAUCCUUCUGGGUGA
This is a messenger RNA of Aspergillus fumigatus Af293, 2154 nucleotides long. The record is from RefSeq and is a predicted model, not a curated record. NCBI's taxonomy places the organism in Eukaryota, Fungi, Ascomycota, Eurotiomycetes, Eurotiales, Aspergillaceae.